AUGUGUAGCAAUUCACACCCGAACUUCAGCAUCGCCGCCGCCGCCGCCGACGAGGAGCUCGGAGACACCAUGAACUGCUGCCCGCCGGACCUCACCGACAAUGUCGGUGACGUGAUUAAACGGGCCCUGGCUAAAAUUUUAGUCCAUUUUUACCCCCUCACGGGGAAUUUGAGGGUCAGCUCGGAUGGUAAGCUCAUCGUGGAGUGCACGAAUCGUGGCGUGCCAUUUGUCGAAGCUGAGGCAGAUUGUAACAUGGAUGUGCUUGGAGAUAUAACUGUUCCUGAUCCGGGGAUGUUGGGAAAGCUGGUUUACACUGUUCCUGGAGCCAAACACAUUUUGGAAAUGCCUCUGCUUACUGCACAGGUGACAAGGUUCAAGUGUGGAGGUUUUGUGCUAGGAAUGACAAUAAACCAUUGCAUGACUGAUGGAAUAUCAGCCAUGGAGUUUGUCCAUUCAUGGGCAGAAACAGCAAGAUCCAAAACCCUAACCCUCCCACCGUUUCUCGAUCGAACCAUACUCCGAUCAAGAGAACCUCAUUCGAUCAAAUACCCUCACAAAGAAUUCCAAGAAAUAACUGACACAUCAAACAUGUCCACCCUCUACCAAGAAGAUCAAUUGGUGUACAAUUCAUUCCAAUUUAAUCAGGAAAAAAUAGCCAGGCUAAAAAAGACCGCCAUGGAGGAUGGUAUUAUCAAAAACUGCACGACCUUCACCGUGCUUACAGCUUUGGUCUGGCGUGCAAGAACCAAAGCCCUUAAAAUGAAACCAAACCAGCAAUCCAAGCUUUUAUUUGCUGUCGAUGGGAGAUCCAAACUCAACCCGCCAUUGCCAAAAGGUUACUUUGGCAAUGGCAUUGUUCUGACGUGUUGUAUAUGCAAUGCAUCAGAAUUAAUAGAAAAGCCAUUGAGUUUCGCGGUGGCGCAUGUGCAGAACGCGAUUAAAAUGGUGACAGAAGGGUUUAUUAGAUCGGCGAUUGAUUAUUUUGAAGUGACUAGGGCAAGACCUUCAUUGACCGCCACACUUUUGGUUACGUCGUGGACUAGGUUGGAUUUUGACACCACGGAUUUUGGGUGGGGGGAGGUGGUGCAAUCAGGUUGCGUGAACUUGCCGGAGAAAGAAGUGGUUUUGCUGCUUUGUAAUGGAAGAGAUACAAAGAUCACCACUUUGCUUCUGGGCUUGCCUAUUACUGCCAUGAAGACCUUUCAAGAGCUUAUGCAAGUUUAGUAUAGUAAUAUUAGGGUUUGUGACAGAAUGCCAUAUAUAAAAUGUUCAUGUAUGUCAAAAUAAUUAUGUUUAAAAGCACACAUUAUAGAAAUAUUUGUUAUUACAAGUAUUUUUGUAAAAAAUUGAAGGAAAAUCUGUGUUCGUAAUUUGAA
This is a messenger RNA of Camellia sinensis, 1376 nucleotides long. The record is from RefSeq and is a predicted model, not a curated record. NCBI's taxonomy places the organism in Eukaryota, Viridiplantae, Streptophyta, Magnoliopsida, Ericales, Theaceae.